UCUCUCAAGUCUCAACUGCAAACCACGAGAAGAAGCAAAAUUCACUAGCUCCCGCUCAGUUUUUCGUUUUCAAUUUUGAACUGAACUCAACAACCACGAAAAUAAACAAACCAAUUCACAUUAGGGUUGGAUUGCAAUGGAUGAAUCACCAAGAAUGCAGUAAAUGGAGAAGAACAAAAUUGACGAAACCGUAGCAGAACAACAACAACCACUCGAUCCUCUCUCUAACUACCGAGGUCUCUCUCUCUUCCCCUCAACCUCUUCCGCUCUUCCACUCUCCGUCGCCGACGACCUCGACGCCAUCCACAACCACCUCCGAUCCAUGGCGUUGCGAAGUCCCGCGAAACUUGUGGAGCAGACGAAAGCCAUACUCGAGGAGAAUCCAGGACUGUUCAACUCUCAAGAUGAUGAGAGAAAUGAUGUUGUUGAUGUUGAUGUUGCUGAAGAUGGUCAGGAUUUUCCUCGGAAACGGAGACCGGGCUUGGGUCUCAAGCGUGCGCGAUUCUCUUUGAAGCCAAGCACAAGUGUUUCUCUUGAGAGUUUGCUGCCAAAUCUGGACAUUGAAAACCUGAAAGAUCCGGUGGAAUUCUUCAAGGCUCACGAGCGGAUGGAAAAUGCGAGAAGAGAAAUACAGAAGCAGAUGGGUGUGUCCGUUGAGCAAAAUCAGGAUGAUGUGUCCACUAGACCACGACAACGUCGACCGGGGCUUCGCGGGAAUGAUCAGAGGUCAAUCAAAUACAGGCAUCGGUAUAGCACAGAAAUCUCUGACAAAAAUGAUCAUGCCAUGGCCUCUCAAGAGGCAUUUGGAUCCGACAGUUUAGAUCCUGACACUGAGAAGAUUGAGAACGGUGAAGCUUGUCUUACAUCAUUGGAAAAUGAAGUAACUGAUUCAUCAGCUACUGAGGGGAACAAGAUUUGUGAAAUUUUGGAUGGAUUGCUGCGUUGCAAUUCUGAAGAUCUAGAGGGGGAUGGAGCAAUGGAUCUUUUGCAGGAGAGGCUACAAAUUAAACCCGUUGUUUUAGAGAAAGUAUCUGUUCCAGACUUCCCAGAUAACCAACCGAUUGAUCUGAAAUCUUUACGAGGAAGCUUAUCAAAGCCAAGGAAGGCUCUAUCCAACAUAGAUAAUCUAUUGAACGGAAGGAAAAAUAAGACACCUCUUAGACAGGAUGCAGGGUCCCCUGCUGAGCAAUUAGCUUCACCCACACCACCAAGGAGUCCAUUUGCUCCAUUGUCAUCAUUGCUGAACCACAUUUCACGGUUAAAGCCAUCAGUGGAUCCAUUUUCAGCUCAUGAUAUUGAUCAUUUAUCCACAACAAAGUAUUCUCCAGUUCAUAAGAUGAACCAGGAACUCAAUGUUGUAGGUUCUGCAAAGCCGUCAAAUGAACUGAAUGAUCAUAUAACCAAAGAUGCUGUUGCUAUUGGUGAAACAAAUGCAGUUCCGGAUACACUCAGAAAUUGUGCCAGUGCCUCUGAAAAUUCCAAGGAAGACAAUUCUGGAAAGUCAUCAAAUAAAUUAGAUGCCCCCUUAAUUGAAGAUAUACUUGCAGUAAGUGAGUCAUGUUUGAUUGAGGACGCUGUCAUGAAUUCUACCAGUACUUCUCAAAUGCCGAUGGAGGAUAAUUCAAUGGAACCAGAGUUUGAUGCUAAUGUUGACCGGAAUGAACCACAUGCUGACAUGGAUGUAGAUAAUGGCGGCAGUGGUAUGGGUGAAACAGUUAUGGAUGACACAGUAGCCAAGCCAAAUAUUGAGAUACUGACAGAAAAUACAGACGCGUUUACAGCUUCUAUGCCAACAGAUGAUACUGAUAUUGACGUGGUGAACCCGCUAGCUGAUCAAUCAAGCCCAGGUGUGAUUCAAGCCAAUUAUAUAGACAAACGCACCACAUGUACCAAUGAGGGUUCAGAACAGUGUUUACAGGAAGAGAGAGAUGGUUCUAGGGCACCUGUUGAACAAAAGAGAGUUAAAUCACGCUCACAAAAAGAUACCAAGAGCAAGAGACUUGCAAAGAGGCAGAGCCUUGCAGCUGCUGGUACAUCAUGGACGUCAGGAAUUAGGAGAAGCACCAGGAUCAGGACAAGGCCUUUGGAAUACUGGAAAGGGGAAAGAUUGGUCUAUGGUCGCAUACACCAAAGCUUGGUUACUGUCCUUGGGGUGAAGUGUAUGUCUCCGGGAAGUAAUGGCAAACCGACCAUGAAGGUGAAAUCUUUCGUACAAGAUAAACACAAAGAGCUCUUUGAUCUGGCUUCUCGAUAUUGACUGUUAAAUGAACUUGUCGAGUUAUGUUCUGGAACGUUCUAUCUUGGUCCUAAGAGCUGCGUAGAUAGUGUGGAAUUCUGGUGAUUGAUGUUUCAAGGCUUCAAGCCGCUUAUAAACAUUAUUGUUAGAUUAGUACUAGCUAGUGUUAUUAGUUAUUAGAGUACGGAUUAAACCAACAAGUAGUUGGUUUAAGUGGUAAAAAUACUUAAACUUUCUUAA
Molecule: messenger RNA, 2476 nt
Organism: Lotus japonicus
Lineage: Eukaryota; Viridiplantae; Streptophyta; Magnoliopsida; Fabales; Fabaceae
Product: centromere protein C
Exons: 11
Coding region: 164-2257 (697 amino acids)
Biological process (GO): kinetochore assembly; spindle attachment to meiosis I kinetochore; attachment of mitotic spindle microtubules to kinetochore
Cellular component (GO): kinetochore
Molecular function (GO): centromeric DNA binding
Source: RefSeq, a predicted model, not a curated record